Molecule: messenger RNA, 9550 nt
Organism: Tyto alba (common barn owl)
Lineage: Eukaryota; Metazoa; Chordata; Aves; Strigiformes; Tytonidae
Gene: NAV1
Product: neuron navigator 1
Biological process (GO): neurogenesis; neuron migration; nervous system development
Cellular component (GO): microtubule cytoskeleton; axon initial segment
Molecular function (GO): ATP hydrolysis activity
Source: RefSeq, a predicted model, not a curated record
UUCCGCUGGUUCGCAGUGUCCCGCCGGCGGCGGAGCAGCGAGGUGGGGCUGUGCCGUUCCUCUCCCCCCGUCCUCGUCCUCGUCGCGCUCCGCCCCGCGCCGGUGGGGCGGGCGCUGACGGCGCUUCUCUCUCUGUCUCGCUCGGUGUGUCCUCGGUGCCGCCGCAGCAGCAGCAGCAGCAGCAGCGCUCGGCGGGUUAAAUGGUUGCAGCGCGGGGAUGCUGGGGAGCAACCUCAAGAGCCUUCCCGACGUGGAGCUGGGCGAGGAGGAGCGCGGCUACCGGCGGGGCCCCGACGGCGGCGCGGUGAUGCCGAAGCGGGCGAAGGCGGCGGCGGCGGCGGCGGGGCCGCGGGGCGCGGAGCUGCGCGUCUUCAAGGCGAGCAGCGCGGAGGGGCGGCUGCCGGCCGGCUCCAACCUGCGCAAGCAGAAGUCGCUCACCAACCUGGCCUUCCUCACCGACGCCGAGAAGAAGCGGCAGCUCUACGAGCCCCGCUGGAGCGACGACAUGGCCAAGGCGGCGGCGCGGGGGCGGCGGCGGGGGGGGGGGGGCGGCCGGGGCGGCGGCGGCCCCCGCGGCCGGGAGGCGCCCGCCAUGUCGCGGAGCCUGUCCCGCUCCGAGCACUCGCUGCUGCCGCCGCGCCCCGCCGGCCCCGCCAAGCCGCCGCCCGCCGGCAAGCCCAGCCGCAUCCCCCGCGGGCCCUACGCGGAGGUGAAGCCCCUCAGCAAGGGCCCCGAGGCAGGCGGGGGCGGCGGAGGCGGCAAGUGCGACGACGAGCUGCUGGGCGGGAAGGGGCCGGCGGUGGCGGCGGGCGCUGAGGAGAAGCCCUACCUGAAGGUGGACCCCGAGCUGGUGGUGACGGUGCUGGGCGACCUGGAGCAGCUCCUCUUCAGCCAGAUGCUGGACCCCGAGUCCCAGAGGAAGAGGACAGUACAGAAUGUGCUGGACCUUCGGCAGAACCUGGAGGAGACCAUGUCCAGCCUGAGGGGCUCUCAGGUGUCUCACAGCUCUCUGGAGAUGACCUGCUAUGACAGCGAUGAAGCCAACCCCCGGAGCGUCUCCAGCCUGUCCAACCGCUCCUCCCCGCUGUCCUGGCGCUACGGACAGUCCAGCCCACGCCUGCAGGCAGGGGAUGCGCCGUCAGUCGGGGGGACCUGCCGCUCCGAGGGGACCCCCAGCUGGUACAUGCACGGCGAGCGGGCGCACUACUCGCACACCAUGCCCAUGCGCAGCCCCAGCAAGCUGAGCCACAUCUCCCGCCUGGAGCUGGUCGAGGCACUGGACACCGAUGAUGUGGAGCUGAAGUCAGGCUACAUGAGUGACAGCGAUCUGAUGGGGAAGACGCUAACAGAGGAUGACGACAUCACCACGGGCUGGGAUGAGAGCAGCUCCAUCAGCAGCGGCCUCAGUGAUGCCUCUGACAACCUCAGCUCGGAGGAGUUCAACGCCAGCUCCUCGCUCAACUCCCUGCCCUCCACCCCCACUGCUUCGCGGAGGAACUCGGCCAUAGCGCUGCGCACGGACUCUGAGAAGCGCUCUCUAGCAGAGAGCGGGCUGAGCUGGUACUGUGAGGGCGAGGAGAAGGCGUCCAAGAAGCUGGACUACGACAGCAGCAGCCUCAAGAUGGAGCAUGGCUCCUCCAAGUGGCGGCGGGAGCCCUCGGAGGGCGGCGAGGAGGGGCCCAAGGGCGGUGAGCUGAAGAAGCCGGUCAGCCUGGGCACCCCGGGCUCCCUCAAGAAGGGCAAGACCCCUCCAGUGGCCGUGACCUCCCCCAUCACUCACACGGCCCAGAGCACCCUCAAAGUGGCAGGCAAGCCGGAGACCAAAGCCACCGACAAGAACAAGCUGUCUGUGAAGAGCACAGGCCUGCAGCGUUCCUCCUCCGAUGCCAGCCGUGACCGCAUUGCUGAUGCCAAGAAGCCACCCUCAGGUCUCACACGCCCCUCGGCCUCCAGCUCCUUCGGCUAUAAGAAACCAGCUCCUGCCACUGGCACGGCCACUGUCAUGCAGGCUGGAGGCUCAGCCACGCUUGGCAAGAUCCAGAAGAGCUCCGGCAUCCCCGUCAAGCCAGUCAGUGGGAGGAAAACGAGCCUGGAUGUCUCCAACGCAGCCGAGCCUGGCUUCCUGGCCCCAGGGGCUCGUUCCAAUAUCCAGUACCGCAGCCUGCCCCGGCCAGCCAAGUCCAGCUCCAUGAGUGUGACCGGUGGCCGCGGUGCCAACCGGCCGGUCAGCAGCAGCAUCGAUCCCAGUCUGCUGAGCACCAAGCAGGGCAGCAUCUCGGUGUCGCGGCUCAAGGAGCCGUCCAAGAUUGGCGCCGGCCGUGGCACACCGGCACCUGUGAACCAGACGGACCGCGAGAAGGAGAAGGCCAAGGCCAAGGCGGUAGCACUUGACUCUGAGUGUGGGACGCUGAAGAGUGUCAGCUCGCCUGAGAGCACCCCAAAAGCCCAGGCCAACCUCCCGCCGGCGGCCAAGGUGGCCGAGCUGCCCCCCACACCUCUCAGAACGGCUCCCAAGAGCUAUGUGAAGCCUCCCUCGCUGGCCAACUUGGAUAAGGUCAACUCCAACAGCCUGGAUUUGCCCUCCUGCAGCGAGCUGCACCCUCCACACGCUGCCAAGCUCCAGGACCUGCACUCGGCCGGCGGGCACCUCGCACCCUGCUUCAGCCCCAGUCCUGCCCCAAUCCUCAACAUCAACUCGGCCAGCUUCUCCCAGGGUCUGGAGCUCAUGGGCAGCUUCAGUGUCCCCAAAGAGGGCAGGAUGUACCCCAAGCUCUCAGGCCUGCACCGCAGCAUGGAGUCCCUGCAGAUGCCCAUGAGCCUGCCCAGUGCCUUUUCGGGGGGCAGCACCACCACCCCCACCCCUGCUGCUGCACCCCCCGCCAGCACGGAGGAGGAGGAGGAGGAAGAGGCAGGGGAGCUGGGCUGGAGCGGGAGCCCCCGGCUCGCGCAUUUGGACAGUGCCAACCGUGACAGGAACACACUGCCCAAGAAAGGGUUGAGGUACCAGCUCCACUCCCAGGAGGAGGCCAAGGAGCGGCGCCAUUCGCAUGCUGUCAGCAGCGGGCUCCCCGAGCCGGACGACCAGCAGGAGCUGCCCUCACCCCCCACCCUCCCCAUGGCACUGGUUGGGAAGGGUCCACUCACCAGCAUCGUGAGCCCCACUGCCACCGCAACCCCGCGGAUCACCCGCUCCAACAGCAUCCCCACCCACGACUCCACCUUCGAGCUGUACAGCACGUCCCAGAUGGGCAGCACCCUCUCCCUGGCUGACAAGCCCAAGGGCAUGAUCCGCUCAGGCUCCUUCCGGGACCCUGUGGAUGAUGUUCAUGGAUCGGUGCUGUCCCUGGCCUCAAGCGCGUCCUCCACCUACUCCUCCGCUGAGGAGAAGAUGCAGUCCGAGCAAAUCCGCAAGCUGCGCCGUGAGCUGGAGUCCUCGCAGGAGAAGGUGGCCACCCUGACAUCCCAGCUGUCUGCUAAUGCUAACCUGGUAGCAGCUUUUGAGCAGAGCCUGGUGAGCAUGACAUCCCGCCUGCGGCACUUGGCCGAGACCGCUGAGGAGAAGGACACAGAGCUGCUGGACCUGCGAGAGACCAUCGACUUCCUGAAGAAGAAGAACUCAGAGGCCCAAGCUGUGAUCCAGGGUGCCCUGAACGGCACCGAUGUCACCCCCAAAGAGCUGCGCAUCAAGCGGCAGAACUCCUCUGACAGCAUCUCAAGCCUCAACAGCAUCACCAGCCACUCCAGCAUCGGCAGCAGCAAGGACGCCGAUGCCAAGAAGAAGAAGAAGAAGAGCUGGGUGUAUGAGCUACGCAGCUCCUUCAACAAGGCCUUCAGCAUCAAGAAGGGACCCAAAUCAGCCUCAUCCUACUCGGACAUUGAGGAGAUCGCCACACCAGACUCAUCGGCCCCGUCUUCCCCCAAGCUGCAGCAUGGUUCCACGGAGACUGCCUCGCCCUCGAUCAAAUCCUCCACGUCCUCCUCCGUGGGCAUCGACACAGCUGAGCUCUUCCCAGCCCACAGUGAGGGGGAGCCAGAGAAGAAGGAGGUGUCAGAGCUGCGGUCAGAGCUGUGGGAGAAGGAGAUGAAGCUGACAGACAUCCGCCUGGAGGCCCUCAACUCGGCCCACCAGCUGGAGCAGCUGCGGGAGACCAUGCACAACAUGCAGCUGGAGGUGGAUCUCCUGAAGGCCGAGAACGACCGGCUCAAAGUAGCUCCAGGGCCCUCGGUGGUGCCAGGCUCCGUUCCUGGUCAUGUCACAAGCACAUCAGCCUCCUCUUCACCACGACGCUCCCUCGGCCUCACCCUUGGCCAUGCCCUCAGCCCCAGCCCGGGGGACACAGAUGUGUCCCCCAUGGAUGCUGUCAGCGCUGGCACCCAGAAGGACGAGCUAACGCUGCGGAUUGUGGUGCGCAUGCCACCCCAGCACAUCAUCAAGGGGGACCUCAAGCAGCAGGAGUUUUUCCUGGGCUGGACCAAGGUGAGCGGGAAGGUGGAUUGGAAGAUGCUGGACGAGGCUGUCUGCCAGGUCUUCAAGGAUUACAUCACCAAGAUGGAUCCUGCUUCCACGCUGGGGCUCAGCACCGAGUCUGUCUAUGGCUACAGCAUCAGCCACAUCAAGCGGAUCCUGGACACAGAGCCACCAGAGCUGCCGCUGUGCCGCCGGGGCCUGACCAGCAUCGUCGUGACGCUCAAAGGCUUGAAGGAGAAGUGCGUGGACAGCCUGGUGUUCGAGACACUCAUCCCCAAGCCCAUGAUGCAGCAUUACAUCAGCCUCCUGCUGAAGCACCGGCGGCUCAUCCUCUCAGGACCCAGCGGUACUGGCAAGACCUACCUGACCAACCGCCUGGCUGAGUACCUGGUAGAGCGCUCGGGUCGGGACGUCACCGAGGGCAUCGUCAGCACCUUCAACAUGCACCAGCAGUCCUGCAAGGACCUGCAGCUGUACCUCUCCAACCUGGCCAACCAGAUCGACAGGGAGACGGGCAUGGCAGAUGUGCCACUGGUGAUCCUCCUGGACGACCUCAGCGAGGCAGGCUCCAUCAGCGAGCUCGUCAACGGUGCACUCACCUGCAAGUACCACAAAUGCCCCUACAUCAUUGGGACCACCAACCAGCCUGUGAAGAUGACCCCAAACCAUGGCCUCCAUCUCAGCUUCAGGAUGCUGACCUUCUCAAACAACGUGGAGCCAGCCAACGGCUUCCUGGUGCGCUACCUGCGGCGGAAGCUGCUGGAGUCGGACACAGAUGUCAACGCCAACAAGGAAGAGCUGCUGCGUGUGCUGGACUGGGUGCCCAAACUCUGGUACCACUUGCACACCUUCCUGGAGAAACACAGCACCUCCGACUUCCUCAUCGGUCCCUGCUUCUUCCUGUCCUGCCCCAUUGGAAUUGAGGAUUUCCGGACCUGGUUCAUCGACCUGUGGAACAACUCCAUCAUCCCUUACCUGCAGGAGGGGGCAAAAGAUGGGCUCAAGGUCCACGGGCAGAAAGCAGCCUGGGAGGACCCUGUGGAGUGGGUGCGGGACACCCUGCCCUGGCCGUCAGCACAGCAGGACCAGUCCAAGCUGUACCACCUGCCCCCACCCACCAUCGGGCCCCACAGCACUGUUUCCCCUCCCGAGGAGCGCACCGUCAAAGACACGACGCCCAGCUCCCUGGACGCAGACCCUCUGAUGGCCAUGCUGCUGAAGCUUCAGGAAGCCGCCAACUACAUUGAGUCUCCAGACCGUGAGACCAUGGUGGAUCCAGACCUGCAGUCGACUCUGUGAGGCCCGGACAUGCCGGCCCAGGCGGAGGGAGCCACGGCCAGCCACUGCUCCCACCGGGCUGCUCUCCUUUCCCUUUGGUAUCCUGGAGCGCAGGGCUGGCGAGUGAGCAGAGAGGACUGGGGCUCCAGCGUGUCCUGGCAGAGCAUGGGGAAGCUCAGCUCAUCCAUGGGAGAGCACGAGGUGCCAUCUCCCCUCCCAACCCUGGGGGUAGGAGAAUCCUGGUUUCUCUUGGGUUUUUUUUGGGUUUUUUUUUUUUUUUAUUUUUUUUCUGUCUCUAUUUCAAACUCUUGGGCUUUGGGGCCAGGGCGACCAAUGUGGCUGAGCCCCCGCUCCCAGGAGCCGCAGGAAGGCCCCUGCCUGGGGCAGGGACCCCGUGGGAGCCACCUGGGCCAAAGCUGGGGGGUGCAGAGGUGUGUGGCCACAGGACAAGAGCGCAGGCGUAGGGUCUCCAGCCCCCUCUCCACCCAGCCAGGCGUAGCCGAGGGCAGGCGCUGAGGGAGCCGCUGCUGCAGGAAGCACUGGCUGAGGAGGAGCUCUUGCUGCUGUCUUAGUACGUUCCCUGUUUCACCUGCAUGGCAGUCGCUGUGACCAGGACAGCCCAAUAAACCCUGCUUUGGUUAUUUUAUUUUGUUCCCCCCUCCCAUUUUCCUUUGGCCAAAUCCAGACUUCACUUUGGUCCCUUUUUUUUUUUGUUCUGGUUCUUUGCUCUCCUGCCCUGGAGCCCACGGCCCAGUGCUCACUGCUUCCCUCUAAGCAGCUCCCUUUCCCUUUGGUUUCUUUUGCAGCUGUUAGUUCCACCACUCAAACAACCUCUGUCAUGAAACUGGUGCUCACUGGACGAUCUCCAGUCCCUGAACCCAUCCCCUGGGGCCUCACAGCUUGACUGAGAUGGGACUUGGCAGCUCGUGGCAGCGGGAUGCUCCUGGAGCAGCCCCUUGCCUGGCGGCUCCCCUCUCCCCAAAAGCACAAGGCAGAGCCUGGCCCUGGGGCCGGGGUCUCUCACCAGGUCAGGCUGCCACGGGGCAUCCCCUCCCCAAGGCCUGGGCAGGGAGAGGGUGCUGCUGCCCCAUCCCCGUCCCCUCAGCACUGCCCCAUGUGUCUUGGGGGUGCUGGUUGGGGAGCCAUGCCCCUGGCUCCCCAAGGCCCUGUGCCUUCCUGCACCCUCUGGCCUGGCAGGGUGUCGCUGUGCCCCAUGUCAGUGCUCGGGGGACGCCGAGGGCUGCCUCGUGUCCCCUUGGCCCUACCGUGGCAAUGUCACAGGUGAGGCACCUGGCACGUGUGAAAAUCACUUACAUCACACGGAGGGGAUGAGCUCCGGUGCUGCCACGCUGCCUUAAUCCCCGGCUGUGCGGGAAGGGGGCAUGGGGAGCUCGGGCUGGUGCUGUCACAGCCCGCUCUGGCUGCGGUGUCCUAUGACUGUCCCCAAAGCCAGCUUGUCUGGGAUGGGACAGGGGUGCUGGCGCUGGCCUGGGGCUGCUGCCUUCAGCGCUCUGCACCUGCCUGCCCCCGGGCAUGGCUGCAGGGUGCUCUGCCAGGCCAGCACCUCCCUCCUUGAGCCCAGCCGGGCUCUGCACCCCCUGCUCCUCUCCCCGGCAGUCCGGCUCAGCUCCCGCGCUCAGCUGGGGCCCUGGAAAGCCUUUUGGGGAGAGGUGACCCCAGGACCAGGUCUGCCAAGCCCAUCCUGUCCCCGAGCCCUGCUAGGCUGGGGCCGGGGCAGCCUCAGCCCCUUGCCGUGCCACGGCUGGCGUGGCUUUCAGGGACCCCUCACAACCCCGCAGAACAGGCACCUCCGGGGCCCGGCCCUGCUGCCGGCGCUGCUUGGAGGCAGCCGCCACCUCUGCCCUUGGUGCUCUCUUGCCUUGCUGCCCGGCACGUCCCGGCCGCGGCACCUGCGCCCCAUGGUGCUCACUUCUCCGUCUGUCCGACAGCCUCCCUGCCGCCUCCCCACUGCCACCCGGGGCCGGCCAGCCCGGACCCUUUGCACAGGGAUCUUCCUCCCCACGCUGGCUUGGACGCUAGGGCUUUCUCUUCGCCUUCUCUUGUGUUGCCACCAUCGGCUAAGGACUCGCUGUAAAUAGAUCUGUAGUCAAACGCCCUGCGUGAGUUGGUGGGGCCUGGCCCUGCGCCUCUUUCCUCCUGUUUUUAUUUCUUUUUUUGUUUUGUUUUGUUUUGUUUUGUUUUUUUUUUUUGUACUCUGUGAUAACUGUGCUGUGCUGACUUCUUUUCUGAUUGUACGAGACACUGGCUCAGCAGCCGCUCGAGGCCAGCGGUGGGGACCCGGCUCUCCCCUCCAGCCCCUCUCACCCUCCUCGGGGCUCCCGUGCCCAGGGCAGGAAAGGGCACGAUGGCACCUUUGGGGGCUGCCCCGUGCCUGGGAAAUGCUGUGCCCCGGUGCCUUGAGGAGUCUCAGGGGUAGAGGGGGCUUGUGCACCCUCUCGCUUUGCACAGCCUCCAGGGGCAGCCUUGGCAGGCCUGGCUUGCUUUUCUGACACUCCCAGGGAGCCACUAAAACGUCAACCAAACCAUCCCCGGCACCAGCUUGCCCGGGGCUGGGCUGCUGGGUGUCCCCCCACCCUCUAUCCUGCAGGUUUGCUCCAUCCUUCCCCAGUGUGGGGCUGCCUGCUGCCCAGUAACCUCAGCUGGGGUGUGCUGGAGGCGAAUGGCACACUGUGGUGUAAAUCAGGAGGAAUCCCUGUGGGGAAUGGGGAGGGCGAGGGCGAUGCUAGCAGGUGUGCCCUGGGGCAGUGGGGACUUUUGCUGGGCUUACUGGGCUGGAGGGGUUGGGCCCUGAGGGAUUCCUCCUGGCUUACACUGGGCACCCCGUGUCCCCAAGCGUGGCAGCUCUCUGGGGCGGCCAGGGACUGAGCAUCCCCCAGGGCUGCCCGUGGCUGUGGGCUGAGCCCCUCUGUCCCCAGGGGGACGGGUCCAAGGAUUGCACUAACUCAUCCCUUUGCCAUCCCCGAAGGUGCCUGUCCCCCCCCCACGGGAGCGGGUCACCUCCAAGGGUGCCCAUCACACCCAAAGGUGCCUGCUGCCCCCACGGGUGCCUGGGAUCCCCAAAGAAGCCCGUCACUCCCCAGGGGUGCCUGUCACUCCCCAGGGGUGCUGGUGGCCCCCAAAGGUGCCGGCGGCCCCAGGGAGCGCCAGGAGCCCUCCCGAGGGGCUGGAGCUGGGUGACGCCAGCACCUCACCCUCCUGCCCCCUCGAGCUGCUGCUGCCCAGUGGCCUGAACCUUACAAUUUUAGCUUUUUUCUAUUAAAAACAAACAACCUUUUUUUAAUUAAAUAAAAUAUGAAAUGGACAAAUUCCUGUUUUAGAUGAUCUGUGUAAUUGACUGGGUUUUUUGUGUUUCUUAACUGCAUGGUAUUCCUGCCGAGGGGUUUUAUAGCACUUUUUAAAUUUCUCUUUAAGAUUUUGGUCCAGAUUUCUACUGCUCUCGCCUGUCUGUCUUUGCUUUUUCCUUGCAUCCUCCAAGUUUGUAAACUCGUUCCAUUUUAUACCUGAUGUUGAGACCCAACCCCAUGUUGUACAUAGCUGCGGGAACAAUCAUAGGGAACAAACACCAUCUGGACUUUCCACGAUUAGUUGUUUUUACUUAAAAGAAAUUUUAAAAGAAGUAUAAAAGGAAGCCAGGAAGAGGCUUGAGGAUAUUAUGAAAGACAGAAACAAAUCCAGCCCUGCACCAAGUCAGCUCCUGCUGCCCACGCUGCCCGCACCAACCGGCAUGUCUCUUCUUAGUCGUCUGUCUAACACCGUUGGAUUCAAUAAAGUUAUGUCCUGUAC